GAGGCUGUGCGUGUGCGUAGGAGCGGGCUGCGGCCGGCCCCAGCCGAGCGAUUUCCGCUUCCGGUGUCCUUGUUUCCCGGUGCGAGGUGAAGGGACCAGAGCCAAGAUGCUGCGGAACCUGCUGGCUCUUCGGCAAAUUUCCCAGAGGACCAUAAGCACUGCUUCACGCAGACAAGCUGCGAACAGAGUUCCAGAGAAGCAGAAGCUUUUUCAGGAGGAUAAUGGAAUGCCAGUGCAUCUUAAGGGUGGACUAGCAGACGGUUUGCUGUAUAGAACCACCAUGGCUCUAACAGUUUUUGGAACAUGCUACGCUGUUUAUGAGCUGUUUGUAGCUGCAAUGCCCAAGAAAGUGAAAUGAUUCCAGUUUACAAGAUGCCUCCUUAAUUAACAUCGUUGUCCAAUUUCACGUAAUUCUUCAGGGAUCUUGCUUGUCCUUGUCAUCAAUGGUUGAUUUCAUGUUUGGGAUCAAUAUUUAUUGUAACAUGUUAACUGCAACCAAUAAAGCAGUUUUUACAUGA
Caretta caretta (loggerhead turtle) is the source of this 518-nucleotide messenger RNA. It is a transcript of the gene COX7A2, whose product is annotated as cytochrome c oxidase subunit 7A2. Gene Ontology annotation, biological process: regulation of oxidative phosphorylation; mitochondrial respirasome assembly; mitochondrial electron transport, cytochrome c to oxygen. The record is from RefSeq and is a predicted model, not a curated record. Gene Ontology annotation, cellular component: respiratory chain complex IV. Lineage: Eukaryota; Metazoa; Chordata; Testudines; Cheloniidae.